Acomys russatus (golden spiny mouse) is the source of this 3631-nucleotide messenger RNA. It is a transcript of the gene Prob1, whose product is annotated as proline rich basic protein 1. The transcript has a single exon. The record is from RefSeq and is a predicted model, not a curated record. Lineage: Eukaryota; Metazoa; Chordata; Mammalia; Rodentia; Muridae. Gene Ontology annotation, cellular component: nucleoplasm. Bases 368 to 3421 code for a protein of 1017 amino acids.
GCCUGAGGAUGUGGCAUAUUCAAGAUCUCGAACCCUAAACUGCAUUUCAGGUAAGCCCCUUGCAAGGGCAGUUUUCUCACCUGUGAUAGGUAGAGUUGGGCCUAGCUGCUGGUUCCUCGCUAGGCUUGCCGCCCUAAGUCUGGAGCCCCGCCCCCGCGUUGCGCCUAUGCUGGAAAAAAGUUAGGCAUAGGGGCUUCACCCCAUAGGGCCCACAGCUUAGGUCUCUGCUGCCAAAGCCGCUAGCUCAGGGGUGGACGCUGGCGCUUUAAGACGCUUUGACCCCGCGGCAUCCAGGCGGGGCGGGGACAGUGCGGGCGCCACUGGCCCAGGCAAAGGACGAGUGGUAGUGCUAGGUGUCCUGCUCACCAUGCUGACUGCGCUCGCCCGGCCAGCCCUUCCUGGGCUCUCAAGGCGGCUGCCUGCCCCUACGCGGCGUCAGGACUCAUCCAGUUCGUCCGGCUCCUACCACACAGCUCCGGGUUCCCCGAUGCCCCCGGACGUUAGGCCGGACACAGAAGGCCCGGGGACUUGGCUCUGGGUGGCCCCUGGGCGGGGGGCGGGCGCGCAGCCUGUCCUGUCCGUCAGCGCCCAGAAUAGCCGCCAGCAGCAGUGCUCCGGCUCGGGUUUCCCGCGAGGCCCGGGCUCCGGCCCGCAGCUACCCCGACCCCAGCUGCGCAUGCUGCCGUCGGGGGAGAUGGAAGUCAUCUUCGGCGCGGGGCCUCUGUUUAGCCGCUCCGAUGAGGAGGAUCUGGAGGAGCAACAGCGGAUGGCGCCUGCCUUCAGCAGUCCCUUGCUGCCUGGGCCAGCAUCUCCUGCCCCUGUGUCGCCGCAGCCGCAGACCCCCGACGGGGGCUCUCGCUGGGCCACGUACCUGGAGCUGCCGCCCCGCGGGCCGAGUCCUGCUGUCUCAGGCCAGUACGAGUGUGUGGAGGUGGCACUGGAGGAGCGCACCCCGCCCGUUAGACCCCGGACAGUGCCAAAGCGUCAGAUCGAGCUGCGUCCGCGGCCUCGGAGUCCCUCGCAAGACAGUCGCGCGCCGCGUCCCCGACUGCUCCUGCGCACCGGCUCCCUGGACGAAUCUCUGAGCCGCUUGCAGGCCGCGGCGGGCCUCGUGCAGACGGCGCUGGCCAGAAAACUGGGUUCUGCGGUCCCGGCCCCCAGCAACGUCACUUGUAGGUCUACCGGGAAGGAGGAACGCACGAACCCUCAGGAACCCGCACACAGCACACGGGCGGUCCUGCAAGAGGUUAAGUCUCGGCCACCCCGCGCACACGAUAGUUCUGUCUCUACCAGAGCCCCGCGGCCUUGGCCUAGCCUCCGAGAACGAGCGAUUCGGCGCGACAAGCCGGAGCCCGGGACCGAGCCUCUGGGUCCAGUUAGUUCCAGCAUCUUUCUGCAAUCAGAAGAGAAAAUUCAGCAGGCUCACAAACAGGAACCCAAGACCCAGUUGCCCCGUGAGACUACAGACCGAACCGUACCGAGGGCACGGAGUCCCCCUUUCCAUACUAGAGGUUCCCGGGUGGUUCCCAGUAAGAUUGUGAGGCCGAGGAGCCCAUCUCCUUCGCAGCAGGCUCCAAACGGGGCUGUGCGGGGUCCUCGCUGUCCAUCUCCCGAGAACCGCUCAGAACCUCAUAGGACUGUUUGGAGAAUGAGUAGCCCAUCCUUCCCUGGAGCAUCCUGUGCGUGGGAAAAUCGGAAUGCAGCCGUCGAGGAAGACGGCAGCAGAAGGAGCCCUUCCCCUUCGCCUCGUUCCCAAUGGACUCAAGGUGUCCGUAGAGUUGAGAACCCUUGUCCCGAGGCUCCUCUGUGGAAGGUCCCUUAUUCGAUAGGCGGAGAUGCAGUAGGGCUGAGUAGGGACCCGUUUCUGCCAGCCUUGAUCCCAUGGGAGUCGCGCCAUCCUAAAGAAACGCGUAGCCCAUCGCCCCGAGAGACACGGGGUCCUAUUGUGCAGAGCUCACCCACGGUAUUUCGUCAGAAAGCUAUGAAUGGCCUAACUCAGGAGUUGGAACCGCCUACACCAUCAGCACCUGGGACGCCAGAACUCACAGAGGCGCAGCAGUGCCUGCUCACACUGGAGAAUGCGGAUAUUGCCUUCAGAGGGGGUCAGCGGUCUCCAGAUGUAGAUACAUCGGAACCGGCCCCAAAACAUCUCACAAACAUCCUGGACGACGACGUGAGCCCAGAAACUUUGAGCUCGGGAGAAGCGGCUUCUGGGCGUCCGCGCGUGACCAUUCCGCGGCCGAGAGACGUGCGCAAGAUGGUUAAGACCACUUAUGCUCCAAGCUUCCCGGCAGGACUCCCCGGCUCCGGGCUUCCCGCGCCUCCCGCUGACACUUGCGGGGAGGAGGGCGAUGCAUCCAAAUCUCACGAGCUCCCAGCGCUGGAGUCUCCCGCUCCGGCUCAUUACACUUCCAUUUUUCUCAAGGACUUUCUGCCGGUAGUACCUCAUCCCUACGAGGUUCCAGAGCCUUCACUCCAUGCAACCCCUAAGGAGGCUCCCCAGUCCAGUGGCGUCCCGAGGCGGAGGGCGGAGAACAGCACCGCGAAGCCUUUCGCACGCAGUGAGAUCCGCUUGCCUGGUGCUCUAGCCUUGGGCCGGCGGCAGGAGAAAACCCUGGGUGUCCAAGGUCGCAGUCCUGAGGGAGAAAACCCGGAUGCUGAGGCCCAGUGCCUGGUCCUGGACCGCGAGGGUCGAACCAGCCCCUUAGGAGGCACUCGCACCGCGAUCCAGUGUUGCCCUUUACGACCAGUAGGGACCGGACCACCUCGUCCCGGCUCCCCGCAGACAUGUCCGAACUCGAGCCUUGGGUCAGCACCGGAAUUGGAGACGCCGCUCGUGGCUCCUGCAACUGCCGUCCAGGCGCCCCUCCCACCGGAUCCUCAGGCGACGGCGGCCAGGACCGCCGCACCCUUCCCGAGAGCUGCCUCUGCGCCUCCCACCGACCGGCUCCCUCCUGCAUCUUCCCUGGGGAUGCGGAGACCUCCGGGACCCGCGCCCCCUGGGAAGGUCCUCGUAGACCCGGAGAGCGGUCGCUACUACUUUGUGGAGGCGCCGAGGCAGCCGAGGCUGAGGGUACUCUUCGACCCCGAGAGCGGGCAGUACGUGGAAGUGCUGCUGCCACCCUCGCCCUCUCCCUCUCGGCCCGCCCGCCAGGCCUAUGCCCCGCUGGGCGUAGGGCCGGGCCUCUACCCGCCCGCCUAUGGGCCUAUCCCUGGCUCCUCACUGUCCCCGCUGUCCCCAAACCUGCCGGCCCUUGGUAGUCUCCAGCUACCCUGGGCCUCUGAAGCUGGGCCCCUGGAGGGGAUGUACUACAUGCCCUUGAGCGGGACCCCUAGUCCGGCUCCACCGAUGUUUUUCUGUGCCCCGCCCUCCAGUUCGGGUCCCAUCCAGUCCAGCAAGGGUUCCGUGUUUCCUUUGUGAAGCUUCAGUGCCAAUCCCCAUAGAGUUGGGUUCCUUCCCUAGAAGGCUUUGGAAGUUCCAGUUUCCUGUCUCUUAACUUUUUCUCCCAUCAAUUCUUUGGCCAGUUCCAGCCAGUCACCAGACCAGAGGUGACUUUAAGAGAAUAAACCUGCUCUCUGGGCUGAUAUUGCUAGAGCAUCGUUAGCAAAUGGCUGGCUGGCUCCCCACCCC